Messenger RNA from Callorhinchus milii (elephant shark), 5631 nucleotides. RefSeq names its product host cell factor 1-like. Gene Ontology annotation, cellular component: histone methyltransferase complex. The record is from RefSeq and is a predicted model, not a curated record. Gene Ontology annotation, molecular function: transcription coactivator activity; protein binding. Gene Ontology annotation, biological process: chromatin remodeling; regulation of DNA-templated transcription. NCBI's taxonomy places the organism in Eukaryota, Metazoa, Chordata, Chondrichthyes, Chimaeriformes, Callorhinchidae. The transcript has 26 exons. Bases 33 to 4847 code for a protein of 1604 amino acids.
CACGAAGGUGUUUGUGGGAAAGCGGCGCCAAGAUGGCGGCUCCCAUACUGAAAUGGAAGCGCGUAACGAACUGCAGCGGGCCGGUCCCGAGGCCUCGCCACGGACACCGCGCCGUCUCCAUCAAGGAGCUGAUGGUCGUGUUCGGAGGCGGUAACGAGGGCAUCGUGGACGAGCUGCACGUUUACAAUUCAGCAACCAACCAGUGGUUCAUUCCAGCAGUGAGGGGGGACAUUCCAGCUGGAUGUGCAGCAUAUGGAUUUGUUUGUGAUGGAACGCGAUUGCUGGUUUUUGGUGGGAUGGUGGAAUAUGGAAAGUACAGCAAUGAGUUGUAUGAGCUACAGGCCAGCAGAUGGGAAUGGAAGAAACUGAAGGCCAGAGCACCUAAAAAUGGUCCCCCACCUUGUGCGCGUCUCGGACAUAGCUUCUCAGCAGUGGACAACAAAUGUUACUUAUUUGGAGGAUUAGCCAACGACAGUGAAGAUCCGAAAAACAAUAUCCCGAGGUAUUUAAAUGACCUUUACAUAUUGGAGCUGAAGCCAGGAUCAGGAGUUGUAGGAUGGGACAUACCUGUGACCUAUGGAACUCCGCCACCACCCAGAGAGUCGCACACAGCUGUCAUGCACUGCAACAAAGUCAAGAAACCCAAACUUGUCAUCUAUGGUGGAAUGAGUGGCUGCCGGCUUGGAGACCUGUGGUUGCUGGAUAUCGAGACUUUGACUUGGAGCAAACCAGAUGUUGCUGGGAUCCCACCACUGCCUCGAAGCCUGCACUCUGCCACAAUGAUUGGGAGCAAAAUGUACGUCUUUGGUGGCUGGGUCCCCCUGGUGCUGGAAGAUGUCAAAGCUCCCACGCAUGAAAAAGAAUGGAAAUGCACGAAUACGCUGGCCUGUUUAGAUCUGGAAACUAAUACUUGGACACAGAUCUGCACCGAUUCAUUCGAAGACAGCAUCCCUCGUGCCAGAGCAGGUCACUGUUCAGUUGCUAUAAGCACACGACUUUAUGUUUGGAGUGGGCGAGAUGGCUACAGAAAGGCUUGGAACAAUCAAGUCUGUUGUAAGGACUUGUGGUAUCUCGAAACAGAAAAGCCCCCUGCUCCUGGCAAAGUCCAGCUGGUUAGAGCAAGCACCAAUUCCCUCGAGGUCAGUUGGGGAUCUCUACCUACUGCUGACGUGUAUUUGCUGCAGCUUCAGAAGUAUGACGUCCCAACAGCCACAGCUGCCAUGACACCCUUGUCCAACUCGGCCACUUCUGCGAGUUUCAGGCCGUCUGUCAGUCCUGCUCCCGCAGCGUCUGCUCCUCCUUCGCCCUCACCAGUCCAGCCGGGAAUCCGCUUUGUUACACAGACGGCAGCCACUCUGGCAGCGCAGGCAGCGUCUCUGACUCCUGGGGGAGUUACAUCACCAGCCAUAGUGAGGAUUCCUGCAGUGGCUUCGCCAAGAAUACCUGGCGGGGCAGUGAUAAGAGGCACCACAGGACUACCAGCAACACCUGCAGCAUCAGCCACUUCCCUCAUUGCUAUGCAGCGCCAAGCUCUGUCUCAGGGGAAAGCACCCAUCACUGUAGCAACACUUCCCUCAGGUGUCCGUAUGGUGGUGCCAGCGCAGACCACAGCCAUGACUCCACUCACUUCCAGCCCUCAGAUGAGUGGGAUGGCGGCUCUGGCAGCAGCAGCAGCGGCUACACAGAAGAUUCCAUCCAGCACAGCAGUGACCUCAGUGGGGCUUCCUCCUGGUGCAACCCUUGUGAAAACUAUGGCAGUCACCACUGGUACCAAUACCAUGCCAGCCACUGUCAAGGUAGCCUCAUCGCCAGUCAUGGUUAAUACACCAGCGACCUCAAUGCUGAAGACUGCUGCUGCCCAGGUAGUGACUCCCUCUAACGCUGCCAUCUCUACCACUCCUGCUAGACCUAUCAUCACUGUGCACAAAUCAGGGACAGUCACUGUGGCUCAGCAAACACAGGUGGUCACCACAAUGGUAGGCGGAGUGACAAAAACCAUCACACUGGUUAAAAGUCCUAUCUCCAUGCCGGGAGGAAGCACUUUGAUUUCCAAUCUGGGCAAAGUGCUAACGUUACAGGCUAAACCUGGGCAACAGGCCACCCUCUCAGGCCCGGGCUCCUCGGGGCCACUUAAACAGAUCUUCCAGACCAAGGGUCAGCUGCCUCCAGGAGCCACCAUUCUGAAGCUUGUUACAUCAGCCGACGGGAAGCCAGCUACCAUCAUCACCACCUCCCAGGCAGGAAACGUCGGUCUUAAGCAGACCUUCGUAAGCCUUGGAAAUGUGUCGGCUGCAUCUUCUAAACCGUCAGGCACCACCAUUCUCAAAACCAUCCCUAUGUCUGCUCUCAUUUCACAGCCGGGAGCUGCAGGUAUCGCAGGAAGUGGUUUGAAAUCCCCCAUUACCAUCAUCACCACAAAAGUGAUGACGUCAGGAACCGGAACACCAACAAAAUUUAUCACUGCUGUUCCUAAACUGCAGACUGGGCAACAAGGACUCACCCAGGUGUUGCUGAAGGGAGCAGCUGGACAACCAGGAACUAUCCUGCGAACAAUCUCUGGGACGCCUGUGAGUGGAGUCCGACUGAUCACCCCAGUGACGGUGUCUGCCAGCAAACCAGCGCUUACAACUUUGGUAGUGAAAGGGACCACAGGUGCAAGCACGUUGGGGACAAUAUCUGGUGGAAUGAGCACAGCACUUGCGGGAUUGUCCACUGUUUCACCGACAUUCAGCACGUCCAUCGCCAAUCUUGCUGGUCAGGUCAUCAGUGCAGCGCCAAACGCUACACUUACUACUCAGAAACUGACCACUGUCCCGGGAAACAUUUCCACGGCUCCCAUCAUCACUGUCCAGCCUGUGUCUGAGACUAGCCGAGUUACAAUCGUAGCUUCCCCCAGUGGAGUGGUGACGCAGCAAGCACAGCUGACCGACGCAGCAUCUGCUCUAGUUGCAGCUCAGGUUCAGCAGCUGACGUGUGAUGCUCAGACCCAGGCCCUCGAGCUCCCUGAGCUGCCAGUGAAAUGUUCAAACCCACCUCAUGAGACUUCAGAAACCAAUACAACCAACACCUCCACAACCACCACAGCCAAUAUUGGAGCAAACCAAGUCCAACCUCCACCGACGAAUCCUCAAGGCAUCCCUGAGAGUGUGCACGGCGAAACCGCAACAGCAGGAACUACCAACACUGCCACAACAUCAUCCACUGCUCAGAGCGGUGCCGUUACCAUGGUAACACAGUCCACUCCCGCACCCGGGCCAUCAACGCAUGCCGUACAGGUUGUCCCAACAACAGAAGCAGGUGCACAACCUGCUAAUGGCGGAGAAGCUUCCACAUCCACAGCAGAACAGAGCGAUGGGCAGACUCUUCCUACCAGCUCCUCAGGUGCUGUGGCUGAAGCCAUGUUGGCUGCUCCAGUGACUGUAGAACCCAGCCAGGACGCGAGUUGUCCCAACGCAAGCCAGGAAACGCUGCCGCCUCAGCCCAGUGUUGUCCUACAGCAAGAGCAGCUCCUGCCCCCGCGGGAGCUUCUGGCAGACAGCAGGCCUGAGAACCUGGCUGAGAUGGGGCUGUCUCCCGAGGAGCUGGCUGUCGCCGCGGCUGCUGAGGAGGCUGCUCGAUCGGCAGCUCUGGAGGAAGAGGCGAAGGCAGUGGCUGCAACCACAGCUGCUGUUCAGGCAGCCUUGGAAGCCAAGGAGCCUCCGGUUACAGCAGGAGAAGAGCCAAUGGAUACAUCAGCAGCUGAUCUAGCGACUAUACAGCCAGUGCAGCUCUCCCAACAGGCUUUGCAGACGCUCGUUGCCCUGCACCCUAUUGUACCGUUGGCUGAACUUGCCCAGCAGGACAUUGAAAGAGCCAAUCAGCAGCAGGUUGCUGACAGUAGCCAGCCAUCACGGCCACCAGAGGCAUUGGCACCAGCGGACAGUCUCAACGAUUCCAUCUCGGAGACGAACGGGCCCCAUGAGCUGGCCAGCACAGUCCCGACUGUCCAGGUUCCUGUUUCAAAGAGCACAACAGAAGGUUUGUACACUGCUCUGUUGACUCCCUCGACCACCCCAGUCUCCAGUCCUAUGAAACUGCAGGCGGCCACCACUUUAGCCCAAGUAGCAAAUGGAAUUGGCGCUCCUCUCAUGAAGCCGGAGGCAUCCAGUACACAGCCAAAGCCACUAGUGAAGAAGGAGAUCAAUCAGUGGUAUGAUGUUGGUGUGUUUAAAACAACAAGCACUGUAGUGCUGUCCUACUUUCUGCCUUCCGAGGGCUCCCAAGGAGAAGAGGACGUCAGUAAGGAUGGCAUUCCUGACCACAGUAACCUGAAGAGCGUGAAGCUGCAGCCAGGCACUGCCUAUAAAUUCCGAGUGGCCGGUAUAAAUGCUUGUGGUCGGGGUCCUUACAGUGAUAUCUCGGCCUUUAAAACCUGUAUGCCUGGCUUCCCGGGAGCACCAUCUGCCAUCAAAAUCAGCAAGGUUCCUGAAGGUGCUCAACUCUCCUGGGAGCCUCCGGCUGUGACAUCCGGAACUAUUACCGAGUACUCGGUAUAUUUGGCCCUUCCAGGGUCUCAGGUAGCAGAUGCCAAACCCGUGGGGACGUCCCAUCUGCUUUUUGUACGUGUUUACUGUGGACCAGUUCCGAGCUGCCUGGUGUCUUCAACCAACCUAGCAAAUGCACAUAUCGAUACCACCACAAAGCCUGCAAUAAUCUUCAGGAUAGCGGCCAAGAACGAAAAGGGCUACGGGCCAGCCACCCAGGUCAGGUGGCUGCAAGAUGGAGCGAAGCCUGCCACUAAGCGACCGGUUGCCUCCCCUGAUGAAAAAUUAAGUGUGAACAAGAAGCCCAAGGCAGAUGGAUCCUAAUUCCUGAGUGCAUUGUGAACAAUCCCACGUGCAUUGUGAACAAUCGCCUUUUCUAGGAGCAGUGAGAAGAGUGAACUAAACCUGGUUUAGAAUGCACCUUUGUACACUGAUGUACCAGAGCGGCAUUCUGCAUUUUAAACUACUCAAGCUCGCAACGAAAAAAACACUUUACUCAAAUGAUUUUUCCAUUCGUGUACAAAAAGGAAAAAAAAACGACUGAGGAUUUUAAUUAGAAGAAUCCUGCCCUUUUUUUAUUACUGCUUAAGGGGACAGAAUUUCAAUUGGAUGUACCUGCAGUGAACUGAUGGUAUUAUUGAAGGAAAUGCCCUCUCAUUUUGAAGUGCAUUUUUUUUUUGCCAAAUGGUCGCAACAGCCACACAAAGAAUUUUACACCUGUGUUGCAAAAAGAGUAGGGAUUUUUUUUUCCUCUUAAUCCUAGACAAGCCCCUAUUUGAGAGUAGAGAUGGAAGAUGAUCUGGGAGUGCAUUUACGCAAUUGUGGCUUUUCUUGCUGGGAUAGUACGCUUUGACCGACCAGAAGAUGGGACCUUGUGAUCAAACGCGGUCUGUGAAAAGUACUUUGAGCGCCUGGGUUUUUUCUUCUUGCUUCUUGGGACGGUGAAAAUUAUUGCAGACGACUUGCUUUUGAUAUUAUAGGAAAAAAGCUUGGGGUGGCAUUUCACUUUUUCCUUUUUUUCUUUUCCCAUUUCUCAAUGAGUAGGAGAAAUUCUGCCCUAGAAUACUUAGCGGAAAGCUAUCAGAGACUAUCCCUAUAUAUUAAGCAC